Fonsecaea erecta is the source of this 1395-nucleotide messenger RNA. RefSeq lists its product as hypothetical. NCBI's taxonomy places the organism in Eukaryota, Fungi, Ascomycota, Eurotiomycetes, Chaetothyriales, Herpotrichiellaceae. Bases 1 to 1395 code for a protein of 464 amino acids. The record is from RefSeq and is a predicted model, not a curated record. The transcript is spliced from 2 exons. Gene Ontology annotation, biological process: ribosomal small subunit export from nucleus; ribosomal small subunit biogenesis. Gene Ontology annotation, cellular component: nucleus; cytosol; preribosome, small subunit precursor.
AUGCCUCGAAAGCGCUGGAUCGACAAGAAUAGCGCACAAACCUUCCAAUUACUCUACCGCCCACAGACCGACCCAGCCCUCCACGAUGAAGCGGCCGGCGAACGGGCACUCUACCAGGUCGCUGGACCUGGCUCUUCGUCUUCUCACAAGCCUGAAUUUAAGGAAGGUCUACACUUGACCGACUUAGAAAAUGGGCUGGACUUUGAGGACAUGCGUGAAAAUGAGGGCGAGGCCGCACAGUACGGCAUUUAUUAUGAUGACACGAGCUACGAUUACAUGCAGCAUUUACGAGAUAUUGGUGAAGGGGGAGGAGAGUCACAUUUUGUGGAGUCGGUGCCUGUCAAGGGCAAGGGCAAAGCGAAGACGGUCAAGCUGGAAGACGCACUGAGAGAAUUGUCGGUUGACGACAGUCAAAGCGUGGCAGCGAGUGAUAUGUUUUCCACAUUUUCCACCUCGACGAGGCCGAGAACGUAUCAGAACCAGCAAGAAGUCCCGGACGAGAUCGCCGGAUUUCAGCCGGAUAUGGACCCGAGACUGAGGGAGGUGUUGGAGGCAUUGGAUGAUGAUGCGUAUGUGGAUGACAAGGAUGACGAAGAUAUCUUUGCUGCCCUGACACAAGAUGGCCGCAAUGGGGAGCUUGACUUGGAGGACUUCGAGGCGAAUUACGUCGAGGACGAGGACGAGGGUUGGGAAUCAGAUGUUACAGAAAAGGCACCUGAGCAGCCAUCUGAAUUGAAACUCACGCCGACUGUUCCAGCGACAACUGAACUGCCGCCGCCGGAUGCGGAGAUAGCUGCAGCAGAAGAUGGAGACUGGUUGCGGGAUUUUGCCAAAUUCAAACGGGACAAUGCACGAAAGGCGCCGCCCAAAGCCGCAGAAUCGAUCAUCGCUGCCUCGGCUAUCCAUGAUAAAGCACCGACAUUGUACACCUUGAAUGGCACGCCUCUGCGGCAGAAGAAGCGCAAGGGAGCUUUGACCAACCCCAGCUCCUAUUCCAUGACGUCGUCCUCCCUCGCGCGGACCUCGGGCCAGCAAUUACUGGAUGCCCGAUUCGAUCAAGUGGAAAAGAUGUAUUCGCUGGACGAGGGCGAAGAAUUCGAUGACAUGGACGGUGGAAUGUCGUUGGCCUCGGGAAUGACGGGUCGGUCCAAGAUGUCGCAGCUCUCCACCACCAGUUUCGCAGACGAAGGGGCAGUACGAGAGGACUUCGACAGCAUGAUGGAUGGCUUCCUGGGAGACUGGAACAAAGCAAACCCGGGCGGUGGGAAACGGAAAGGUGCCAAAGGCAAACGUGGGAAGAACGGCAAUGAGAAGUACGGCCUCCAACAACUGGAUGAAGUCCGCGCAGAACUGGGCCCGGCAAGGAUACACCGGCGGACAACAACAAAGACAUGA